This is a messenger RNA of Maudiozyma saulgeensis, 1236 nucleotides long. Lineage: Eukaryota; Fungi; Ascomycota; Saccharomycetes; Saccharomycetales; Saccharomycetaceae. The record is from the annotation of a GenBank genome assembly.
AUGGUUGCAGAAAAAAUUAAAGUAGCUAACCCUAUCGUGGAGAUGGAUGGUGAUGAACAAACAAGAAUCAUCUGGCAAUUAAUUAGAGAAAAAUUGAUUCUACCAUUCUUAGAUGUUGAUUUAAAAUAUUAUGAUUUAUCAAUUCAAUAUCGUGAUGAAACAAAUGAUCAAGUAACUGUUGAUUCUGCAGAAGCAACAUUAAAAUAUGGUGUUGCAGUUAAAUGUGCUACAAUUACGCCUGAUGAAGCUCGUGUUAAAGAAUUUAAUUUGAAAAAAAUGUGGAAAUCUCCAAAUGGUACUAUUAGAAAUAUUCUUGGUGGUACAAUUUUUAGAGAACCUAUUGUUAUUCCAACUGUUCCAAGAUUAAUCCCACAAUGGGAAAGUCCAAUUAUUAUUGGUAGACAUGGUUUUGGUGAUCAAUAUUGUGCUACUGAUGUAGUGAUCCCAAAUAAUGGUAAAUUAAAAUUAAUAUUUGAAUCCGAUGUUUCACCUGAUCAAAAUAUGGAUUUACAAGUUUAUGAUUAUCCAAAGGAUGGUGGUGUUGCAAUGGUUAUGUAUAAUACAAAAGAAUCUAUCGAAGGUUUCGCUCAUGCUUCAUUUAAGAUGGCCCUUAAUAGAAAACUACCAUUAUAUUCAACAACUAAAAAUACUAUAUUGAAAAGAUAUGAUGGACAAUUUAAGGAUAUCUUUGAAUCUCUAUAUGAAUCUACUUAUAAGAAAGAAUUUGAAAAAGUAGGGAUCUGGUAUGAACAUAGAUUGAUCGAUGAUAUGGUCGCUCAAAUGAUUAAAUCAAAGGGUGGCUUUAUCAUUGCUAUGAAAAAUUAUGAUGGUGAUGUUCAAUCUGAUAUUGUAGCUCAAGGGUUUGGUUCCCUGGGUUUAAUGACUUCAGUAUUAAUCUCUCCAGAUGGUAAGACUUUUGAAAGUGAAGCUGCACAUGGUACUGUGACAAGACAUUACAGACAGCAUCAACAAGGAAAAGAAACUUCAACAAACUCUAUUGCAUCUAUCUUUGCAUGGACUAGAGGUAUCAUCCAAAGAGGUAAAGUCGAUGGAACACCACAAGUCAUCGCAUUUGGUGAAACUUUAGAAAAAGCUACAAUUGAUACUGUACAACUUGACGGAAUCAUGACCAAAGAUUUAGCUUUGAAUAUGGGUAAGACUGAAAGAUCAGCUUAUGUUACCACUGAAGAGUUUAUUGAAGCUGUGUCUAAGAGAUUGGUAGCCGAAAUGGCAUAA